AUGCAGCAAGAAAAGACGUCUUCUGAGUCUGUGUCAGGUGAGCACGGCUUGAACAGGGCCUGGAUGGGACGUGGACACUCGUAUGAGGAGAAGCCCAUGUGGAACAAGUACUGUGUGGUCCCGGACUGUCAGAUGCUGCUUCUGAGUGAAGAGGAGGGUCGGCGUGCAGCCUCAUGUAAGACACAUCUUUUGAGACGCACCAUCAGUGUCCCGGUGGAAUCCAAUUUUCCAGAAUUCCACCGCCAGAUGUCCACCGAAAGCCCCUUCCCAAAUCUGACUCGUCACAUCGACAUGGAAACUGCGCCUCUACUCUCCCUCUGCUUCUCUCCUCUCUCUCUCCUCCCUCUGCCUCCCCCUGCUCUCUCUGCUUCUCCUUGCUCUCUCCUCUCCCUCCUCCCUCUCCCUCCUGCACUCUCCUCCCUCUGCCUCCCCCUGCUCUCUCGCCCUCCCUCUCUCAGCACUUCUCCAAAGCGAGGGGCUCAGUCAGACAGAUGUAACACAGUGGUAACGCUGAGCUGGCAGCAGCAGAACUUGAGACCUGACCCAAAAUCUACUCACGGAACAAACUACUGCAGUUCAGAGCGCUAA
Messenger RNA from Knipowitschia caucasica, 588 nucleotides. NCBI's taxonomy places the organism in Eukaryota, Metazoa, Chordata, Actinopteri, Gobiiformes, Gobiidae. The record is from the annotation of a GenBank genome assembly.